Lagenorhynchus albirostris (white-beaked dolphin) is the source of this 3450-nucleotide messenger RNA. It is a transcript of the gene ZNF341, whose product is annotated as zinc finger protein 341. Lineage: Eukaryota; Metazoa; Chordata; Mammalia; Artiodactyla; Delphinidae. The coding region runs from base 91 to 2748 and encodes 885 amino acids. The record is from RefSeq and is a predicted model, not a curated record. The transcript has 16 exons.
CGCCCCCUGGCGGCCCCGACGCCGCCGCCACCACGGCUCCCACAAUGCUCGCGCAGCCCGGCUUCGGGCUCCAGCGGCGGCGGCUCCAAAAUGGCGCAGACGAUCUUCGAGGCCCUGGAGGGAAUGGACAAUCAGACUGUCCUAGCUGUCCAGUCACUGUUGGAUGGCCAAGGAGCAGUUUCUGAUCCAACAGGCCAGAGCGUCAAUGCACCCCCUGCUAUCCAGCCACUGGAUGAUGAGGAUGUCUUUCUCUGCGGGAAGUGUAAGAAGCAGUUCAACUCACUGCCGGCGUUUAUGACCCACAAGCGGGAACAGUGCCAGGGGAGUGCCCCACCCCUGGCCACAGUCUCCCUGGCUACCAACAGCAUCUACACACCUUCGGCAGCACCCACAGCAGUCCAGCAGGCCCCGCCUCCUGCCAAUCGCCAGAUCUCCACGUACAUUACCGUGCCCCCAUCCCCACUGAUCCAGACCCUGGUGCAGGGGAACAUCUUGGUAAGCGAUGACGUGCUCAUGUCUGCCAUGUCGGCCUUCACGUCCCUGGACCAGCCCAUGCCCCAGGGCCCCCCGCCUGUGCAGAGUAGCCUGAACAUGCAUUCCGCGCCGAGCUACCUCACCCAGCCUCCACCUCCUCCUCCACCCCCUCCACCACUGCCUCCACCUCCACCCCCCCAACCUCCACCACCCCCAUCCCAGAGCCUGGGUCCCCCCGGGCGUCCCAACCCCGGCGGGAAUGGCGUGGUGGAGGUGUAUAGUGCCACAGCACCCCUGACUGGGAGUGGAACGGUGGAGAUCCAGGCAUUGGGAAUGCAGCCCUACCCACCCUUGGAGGAGAGAGCAUGGGCAGGUGUAGGAAUGGUUCCAAGGCCCGACAGACAAGACCCGGCAGAAGCACCUACUGGUGCCAUAUUAGAUGCCCAGUACGUGCCAAACCAGUGUGUGGAGGCUCCAGUAUACCCCACCCCCCAGGUGUACAGCCCCGGCAAACAAGGAUUCAAACCGAAAGGACCAAACCCUGCUGCCCCCAUGACCAGUGCCACCAGGGGCGCAGUGGCCACCUUUGACUCCCCACCAUCGCUGAAGACCCGACGGACCAAAGGUUCCAGUGGACUCCCAGAAGCUGCAGGGAAGCCAAAGGCUCAGAAACUCAAGUGCUCGUAUUGUGACAAGUCAUUCACCAAAAACUUCGACCUGCAGCAGCACAUCCGAAGCCACACUGGUGAGAAGCCCUUCCAGUGCAUUGCAUGUGGCCGUGCCUUUGCCCAGAAGUCUAAUGUCAAGAAACACAUGCAGACCCACAAGGUGUGGCCUCCAGGACGCAGCGGUGGCACCGUUUCUCGCAACUCUGUGACUGUACAGGUCAUGGCCCUGAACCCCAGCAGGCAGGAGGAUGAGGAUAGCACAGGGUUGGGCCAGACCCUGUCGAGUGCCCCGCAGCCCCAGGCCUUGCCCACAGCAGGCGAGGAGGAGGGGGACAAGCUGGAGGCCAAGCAGGUGGUCCUCAUCGAUAGCUCCUACCUGUGUCAGUUCUGCCCCAGCAAGUUCAGUACCUACUUCCAGCUCAAGUCCCACAUGACCCAGCAUAAGAAUGAGCAGGUGUACAAGUGUGUGGUCAAAAGCUGCGCGCAGACAUUCCCAAAGCUCGACACUUUUCUGGAGCACAUCAAGAGCCACCAGGAGGAGCUGAGCUACCGUUGCCACCUCUGUGGCAAGGACUUCCCCUCGCUGUACGACCUGGGUGUGCAUCAGUACUCACACAGCCUCCUGCCCCAGCACAGCCCCAAGAAGGACAGUGCCGUCUACAAGUGUGUCAAAUGCGUCAACAAGUACUCCACCCCGGAGGCACUGGAGCACCACCUGCAGACCGCCACUCACAACUUCCCCUGCCCGCACUGCCAAAAGGUGUUUCCUUGUGAACGCUACCUGCGGCGUCACCUGCCCACCCAUGGCAGCGGGGGCAGGUUCAAGUGCCAGGUGUGCAAGAAGUUCUUCCGGCGGGAGCACUACCUCAAACUGCACGCUCACAUCCACUCAGGUGAGAAGCCCUACAAGUGCUCAGUGUGUGAGUCCGCGUUCAACCGCAAGGACAAACUGAAGAGACACAUGUUGAUCCAUGAGCCAUUCAAGAAAUACAAAUGCCCCUUCUCGACACACACGGGCUGCAGUAAGGAGUUCAACCGGCCAGACAAGCUGAAGGCUCAUAUCCUUUCCCACUCCGGCAUGAAGCUCCACAAGUGCGCCCUGUGCAGCAAGUCCUUCAGUCGCCGUGCCCACCUCGCCGAGCACCAGCGCGCCCACACAGGCAACUACAAGUUCCGCUGUGCCGGCUGCGCCAAGGGCUUUUCCCGCCACAAGUACCUCAAGGACCACCGCUGCCGCCUCGGCCCCCAAAAGGACAAGGAUCUGCAAGCGCGGCGGCCCCCCCGGAGGAGGGCAGCCCCCCGCAGCGGCAGCACUGGUGGCCGCAAGGUGGUGACUCCCCUGCCUGACCCACUGGGGCUGGAGGAGCUGAAGGACACAGGGCCUGGGCCAGUGCCCGAGGCCGCCCCAGGCAAGCCACCCUUCUCGGAGCCAGAUGCCGUGCUGUCCAUCGUAGUGGGUGGGACAGUGGGGGGUGAACCCGAGCUGGUGGUGCCCGGGCAUGCCGAGGGCCUGGGCUCCAACCUGGCCCUGGCGGAGCUGCAGGCAGGGGCCGAGGGCCCGUGUGCCAUGCUUGCUGUGCCUGUCUACAUCCAGGCCUCGGAGUGAUGGACCCAUUGUGUUUGUUCCUGCAUCCUGCCUGAUGCUCACCUUUGGGUCCGGGGCCUCUAGGAGCAGACUAGAGAUCCUUCCCAGUGGAAGUGAGCCAUUGGUCAAAAUCCUUUUGGAACAUGCUCUGUAAACCCUGGCCCAAGGUCGCCUCGCUGGGCCCCCUGUCCUGCUGGGAAGCCCUGCAGCAUUCUGGGAUCUGAGGCAGCUGAGCCUGAAUGGCCCAGGGUCUGGCUGGUCCAGGCUGGUGGUCAGGCUGCCUGAGAGAGAAGACAGGGGAGUCCCACCCACCCCUCCUCCAGGCUGCCUAGGGGCAGUCUCUAGUUAAGCUGCUCUUCAGGGACCUGAUAUGGUUGGAGCCCUUACCUGUUAAACCUUUUCACAUGCAGUUCUCCCAGCAUCCCCAGACGACUCUGAUGUAGGCAUAUAGGAGGCACUCGAGUGUUGUGGUUAGAGUUCAUCUGUGAGCCAGAUCUGGAUUCAGAUCCAAGCGCUGACACUUACUUACUGUGUGACCUUGGGUAAGUCACUUCACCUCUUUGAGCCCCACAUUCCUCAUCUGUACAAUGGGGCUUAUGACAGUACUACCUCAUAGGGCUGUCAUUGGGAUACAGUAUGAUGAAAUGUACAAAGAGUUUGGCAUAGAGUUUGGCAUAGUGCCCGGCACUCAAAAAGUGCUCAAUAAAUGUUUUUAUCAACAUG